UCUUCUACAGGAUUAUUUCCGCACAACUUACAAAUUUAUAAAUCUUUCCCCACAUGUGUUGAUUCCCAUGCAUGGUAGAGUCAACAUGUGGCCGAAACACAUACUUUGCGGAUACCUCAAAAACCGCAGAAAUAGAGAAUCUACAAUCUUGAAAGCUAUAAAAGGUGGAGGGAAAUCGUUAUUUGACAUUGUUGCAUAUACGUAUGCUGAUGUUGAUAGCAAUCUCUGGCUUCCUGCCGCAUCAAAUGUCAGACUCCAUGUGGAUCAUCUAGCUCAGCAGGAUAAAUUCCCAAAGGAAUUUUCCCUACAAAAGUUUCAGGCGACUUGCAAGCUACAUUUCCUGUCACGAUGGGCUUGGGCAUAUCUAUGUAAUGCUGUAUCCUCAAAAAAACUUCAUCUUCCAACAGCCAAGUUCUUAGGAGCUGGAGCUGUAGUUGCCAUAGCUUUAUUAUAUUGUUUACGAAAGAUAUUUUGUUCUAAGAAACUUGUUUAGUGAACAGGAAAAUGAAGAAUGUCAUUAAGUGGAGUCGGCAAAUUUAUAAUACAAGAAUAGAGUAUCUUCAUUGUAUUUUGUAUCAUCAGAAAAUUUGUGAUUAGAUUGAGUUUGACUUGGUUUUAUAUUGAAUAAAGCAAUGUAGUUAUAUUGCAAAA
Olea europaea var. sylvestris is the source of this 651-nucleotide messenger RNA. RefSeq lists its product as uncharacterized. Lineage: Eukaryota; Viridiplantae; Streptophyta; Magnoliopsida; Lamiales; Oleaceae. The coding region runs from base 68 to 493 and encodes 141 amino acids. Gene Ontology annotation, cellular component: plastid. The record is from RefSeq and is a predicted model, not a curated record. The transcript has 3 exons.